Messenger RNA from Egretta garzetta (little egret), 3090 nucleotides. It is a transcript of the gene EIF1AX, whose product is annotated as eukaryotic translation initiation factor 1A X-linked. Gene Ontology annotation, molecular function: RNA binding; translation initiation factor activity. The record is from RefSeq and is a predicted model, not a curated record. Gene Ontology annotation, biological process: translational initiation. The coding region runs from base 1 to 447 and encodes 148 amino acids. Gene Ontology annotation, cellular component: cytoplasm. The transcript is spliced from 7 exons. NCBI's taxonomy places the organism in Eukaryota, Metazoa, Chordata, Aves, Pelecaniformes, Ardeidae.
AUGGUGCUUGGGAACUGGCUGGGCAUCGGCAAAGGAGGUAAAAAUAGGCGACGAGGUAAGAAUGAGAACGAAUCAGAAAAAAGAGAACUGGUGUUCAAGGAAGACGGGCAAGAAUAUGCCCAGGUGAUCAAGAUGUUAGGCAAUGGAAGACUGGAGGCAUUAUGUUUUGAUGGUGUGAAGAGGUUAUGUCAUAUUAGAGGGAAACUAAGAAAAAAGGUUUGGAUAAAUACAUCUGAUAUUAUAUUGGUUGGCUUAAGAGACUAUCAGGAUAACAAGGCUGAUGUUAUUCUAAAGUACAAUGCAGAUGAAGCCAGAAGUCUGAAAGCAUAUGGGGAGCUUCCAGAACAUGCUAAAAUCAACGAAACAGACACGUUUGGUCCUGGAGAUGAUGAUGAAAUCCAGUUUGAUGAUAUUGGAGAUGAUGAUGAAGAUAUUGAUGAUAUCUAAUUUGGAACAGAGGUUUACAUUCCGACUUUUUUCCUCCAAGGAUUGUUCUACAUUGAUAUUUCGAUUAUUUUUUGGGUGAAGUCCCUUUCUUUUAAGAAGACUGAAAAUUCUCGGUAAAGAGUGUAGUUUGUUACAUCAAAAGGAUUUAUUUUCAAUGUUUGUUUUAAAGUAUUUAUAUUUCUUUAGAAAUGGAUAAUGCUGGAUUAUCACAAAGGCUCAAUGAAACGCCACAAAUAUUUUGUCUCUUCACCAAUUAGAGCUUUUACCUCUGGAUGUAAGUGAGAUACAGUGACAUGGGCUGUAAAAGACUGCAUUUUCCCCUCUUCUGCUUUCAUCACUACAAUUCCAGUUAAACUUGUAUUUUGAAAUAAAAAUUGUUUACCCUGUAAUUAUCAUGGAUUUUGAUUAAACACAAAUGCCCAGUUCAGAUUAGUAUCAAAUUAUACUAUGCAGUGUCUGUCCUUAUACCCCUUGCCUUGAUGUUAACUUUAAAAAGAUUUUGAUAAUAUAAAAGGAAGGCAGAAAUCUGCAUUUACAUUCAUAAUGCACGAUGAAUCUGCUUUCCCUGUCUAGUAGCAUGCUGCUAUUUUUAUACUGAUUUUGAUAAUUAAAAACACUCAUGAUUUCCAAGAUGUAAAUUUGCCACAGUGGAGGGGUAGGGGAGAAGUAAAGAGAAAACGUAAGCAGCAUCUCAAAUUCGCAGUUGUUAAAAACUGUCUUGUAUGCAUAGCUCUUCCGUGUUGUAAGUACAGUAGUCGAGCUGUAGUUUCAGAAGAUGAACGCUGGGUGGCACCCAACUUAACAGGGAUACAUGAAUACAAAACCUAACAGUUGGGUUUGUACUGCAAAAAUACGUAAAAUAGUUCUUCCCCAAAGUGAAUGCUUAACAUUCUUGAUAUGUUAAACAUGUAGAAUAUUUUUACAUUAUAGAAAAGGUUAUGUUAAGAGUAGAGUUUUAUUUUAAUCUUAAAUUCCAUACAUUGUAAGGUACAACAUUAAAGCUUACCUGAACUUUGAAUAACAAUAUAAAUGAGAAAAUGAAUUUGUGUCAAACGUAGGAAAAGAAUCUUUUCAUCCAGAAUAAACCGCUGACACAAACUAAUGGAAAGAUUCUUCUCCACCUUCAGACUGGAGGAGUCAGUUAAGAAGCUGAAUAAAGAUUAACGUCAUCACGCAAAUAUUAUUUUGUGGUAGCCUUAGUUUCUUUGUCUUCAAUUAUGUAUUUAACAACUCUGAAAGCAGGUUAAUGGAAAACUUCCUUUUGUGCCAUAAAAAUCUGAUUCUUGACACUUGUAUUCGUUAUACAGUCUUUUUGGUAUGAUGUAAAGUGACUACCCCAAUAGAUAAAAACACAAUGGCUUUAAAUAUGGAGUGGCCUCAUUGCUUUACAUGAUUUUGAAGGAGGAGUUAUGUGCUUGACUUGAACUUCCAGAGCUUUUGCGAAUAUGUCUUCUCUUUUGCUUUUUUCAUUCAUUGUAGUGUCUAUUUUCCUUACGCGGAACUGGUAUCUUAUGCUGGGGAUAAUGUUUUCUUGGUAUUAAGUAAUUUUGCCAAAUGUUUCAUGGGGUUUAAAUAUUUGUUGUAAAAACUUGCUAAAUAUUGGGAAAAGAUACUGCUAAUAUAACAUUCUUACUCUGAUCUUAAAAGUAUAUGAAUUUACUGUCUUUGUAUGCCUAUAAGGUUCAGUUGUGAAGUGACAUAAAUGCUGUAGUGUUUCAGAAUAAGGUUUAUAAACCAUUCCCUAGCUCAUGGGUUUCCUCAACGCUUUAAGCAGACUAUGAGCAGCUCUAAAAGAGGUUAAAAGCUCUCAGAACUGAUCUUCAGGUCCAAGUGCAGAAGAUGUCUGUUCCUUCAGUUGUGCUAGCAGAAAGGUUAAUGAUUAAAUUACAGUGAAUGUUUACUGAAGGCACAGAUGAUCUGGAAAUUAUGCUUGCCAAAACCAGUCUUGUACAUGUGGGGAGAAAUGCGAAAUGUGCGGUCAGUGGUAAGGAGAAACACAAAUGCACACGGUGCUGUCGCAAGGAACUUGCUUCACUGUACCAGAGUUCUCCAGUGUAACAGAGACUUCAGCUGUGGGACAAAGAUGAAACUCUGUUCCUGGCAGAGCUGGUGAUGGUUUGCCCUGAGGUUCCUUCCAGUCUUUAUUGUUCCCAGGCUCGUGUCUGGCUCAGCCUAAACUCUGCAGAGUUUUUAAGGGAAUUUCCUAUUUAACUAUUAAUUUCUUAUUAAUGCUCCAGCUCAACACCAUCUGAUUUCUGCUUACAUGUUAGGCUGCAUUGCCUUCCUUGAAUACGCCUCCUCACCUUGUUUCUCUGUCCGCCGCUAAAGCUCCUUUCGGAGAGCAAUCUCGGCAGCUUUAUAUUGUCCCUUCUCGCUUCUCUUUUCUUUGGGGGGGGAAACCAGCUCGCACGAGUACCUCUCUUCUCAGUGUCUGCGUGCAAAGAACAGCGGUAGAACAGCAGCUGCCGGGAUUGCAGGACUGUAAAGCCAUGAAAGGCGCUCCAUUGGUAAGAGUAUUUUCUAGGUAAAUUCUUAAUAAUUCUUGUUUAAUUUGGGGAACUGCUGCUGGCUUUUUACCUAUAGUGUAAAAUCGAAACUAGGGAUUCAAAAAUUAAUUUUGUGCAGCUAAAGCCUAAACUUUGU